This is a messenger RNA of Oryza brachyantha (malo sina), 2009 nucleotides long. Its product is annotated as mannose-6-phosphate isomerase 1-like. The transcript is spliced from 4 exons. Gene Ontology annotation, biological process: GDP-mannose biosynthetic process; carbohydrate metabolic process. The record is from RefSeq and is a predicted model, not a curated record. The coding region runs from base 208 to 1635 and encodes 475 amino acids. Lineage: Eukaryota; Viridiplantae; Streptophyta; Magnoliopsida; Poales; Poaceae. Gene Ontology annotation, cellular component: cytosol. Gene Ontology annotation, molecular function: zinc ion binding; mannose-6-phosphate isomerase activity.
GACCAAAACCAACCAAACCAACCGAACGAACGAACGAACCCCCGCCUUGAAACCUCCCCUCCGUCUCCGAUCCCCCACCGUCGCCAUCGCCAUCUCCGCCUCCUCCGCCAUUGAUAAAACCCAGCCGCGCCUCCACCCCACUCCACCACCACCGCUCCUCCUCCUCCACCCCCGCUCGAUCGAGGCAGAGGGGCGAUUGAUAUCGGAAUGGCGUCGUCCACCACCGCCUCGUCGCGAAUGGGCGGCCUCGGGCUGGGGAUCGGCGGGAUCGGCCUCGGCCUCCUCGUCCCGGCCGACGCGGCGGAUGAGCGCGCGCGGGAGAUGGGGAGGGAGGCCGGGGCGGAGGCGGCGCGCGCCGUCCUCAGGCUCACCGGCGCCGUGCAGCACUACGAGUGGGGCCGCCGCCGCCGCGCCCGCGGGGAGGAGGGGUCCCUCGUGGCGCGCCUCGCCUGCGGCGGCGGUGGGGAGGAGGAGGAGGAGGAUGGCGACGGCGACGACGGCAGGCCGUACGCGGAGCUGUGGAUGGGGACGCACCCGUCGGCGCCGUCGUCGCUGGCGGCGUCGGGGGAGUCGCUCCGGGAGUGGCUGGCGCGGCGGGGCCCCGCGGCGCUCCUCGGCCGGGCCGUCGCGGCGCGCUGGGGCGGGGACCUGCCGUUCCUGUUCAAGGUGCUGUCCGUCGCCAAGGCGCUCUCCAUCCAGGCGCACCCGGACAGGGACCUCGCCAGGGCGCUCCACGCGCUGCGGCCAUCCACGUACCGCGACGACAACCACAAGCCCGAGAUGGCCGUCGCCGUCACCGAGUUCCGCGCCCUCUGCGGCUUCAUCGGCGUCCAGGAGCUGAAGGAUGUCUUGAGGACUGUACCUGAGGUUCGAGAGUUAGUUGGCAAAGAAGAGGCAGCAAAGCUUUUGGCUGCCAAAGAGCUUGAUGGAGGCAUUGGUGUAAAGUCGCAUCUGCAAUCAGCUUUUACCAAGUUAAUGACAGCAAGCGAAGAAACAGUUUCUGAAGCAGUUUCAAAGCUAAAGAGUCGCCUGAAUAUUGAGAGUAAGGUUAGAACCCUGACAAAGAAGGAGCAGCUAGUGUUAUCGCUGGAGAUGCAGUUCCCAGAAGAUGUUGGUGUCUUAUCAGCAUUUUUCUUUAACUAUGUCAAGCUCAACCCUGGCGAAGCACUUUAUAUUGGUGCUAAUGAACCACAUGCAUACCUCUCCGGAGAGUGUGUCGAAUGUAUGGCCACAUCAGACAAUGUAGUUCGUGCUGGUCUUACCCCUAAAUACAAAGAUGUUCAAACUCUUUGCUCAAUGCUGACAUACAAGCAGAACUUCCCAGAAAUUCUGCGAGGUGAUCCUAUACAAGCACAUGUAACACGCUACACACCCCCAUCUGAAGAGUUUGAAGUCGAUCGCUGCCUGCUACCCCAAGGUGAAUCGGUCACCAUGUCACCGGUACCUGGCCCAUCCAUCUUCCUUGUCAUGACAGGGGAAGGCGAGAUAAGGGCAGAUUCUAUGCUUGAUGAAGGAAAGGCAAAGGUGGGCGAUGUUUUCUUUGUGCCGGCGCACACCGAGGUCAGGAUCUUUGGUUCUGGUCCUGGGUGCAUGCAGCUGUACAGGGCUGGGGUGAACAGCAGAUUCUUCAGCUGACGUCGGUCACCCGGCAAAUCAAAAGGGUUUAAAAAAAAGGUUAUUAUUUGAGUAGGCAAGAGGUGUCUUACUGUCAUCCUUUCAUUUAUCCCAUAAAAGUAGCUUAAGCUAUCAUAGUAUAUAGGCAAAUGGAGAUAAGUCUCUCUUUCAUUCCUCAAUCCUGUUUAUUUUUUUCCGAUUUGUAAUUUAAAGUACGCUGGUAGCCAAUGAAAUCGAUAUGUAGAUGAGCUUCUAGUUUCAAUUAUUCAUUCUUGUAUAUGUGAGAAAUCGAUCUGUAGAUGAGCUUCUAGUUUCAAUUAUUUAUUCAUUACAUGUGAGAAUUGAAGUUCUCUUUUGGAGCUUGGGAUAUUAAAUAGAAUAACUACUGUGAUUUC